UCCUCUUCCUCUUAUUUCUCACCGCAUCUCCUUCACCACCUGCCACAGCAGCAGCGACGCAGCGAUGGAGAACCGCCGCCAAUGAUCACGAGCCCAGGCAAGACUUCAAUUGAGAGAGAGAGAGAGAGAGAGAGGGACAGUGAGAAUAAACACAGAGAGAGAGAGAGAGAGAGGGACAGUGAGAAUAAACAGAGAGAGAGAGAGAGAGAGAGAGAGAGAGACAACGGAGAGACGUGCGGGGACAGAAACAUAUGGUCCGUGUGAAGAGCUGCUGCUGUUUGUGAGGACUGCCAACCCGAGCUGAAACUUAUUCAACCACCGUGAUCAACUAAAAGGCACAUUUGUUCCGUGCAUUUUGACCCUUCUUUGCAUUAUUUGUGCGCGUGCGUGUGUCUGUGUGUGUGUGUGUGUGUGUGUGUGUGUGUGUGUGUGCGCGUGUGUGUGUGUGAGACUGCGCUUAUUCACCUCUGUUUCAUUAGUUUGCACAGGGUGGAUUGCGGUUGUCGCACCUCCCUGAACGCGCAUCAUCACAAGACGCGCUGCAGCCCACAUUAAAAAAAAAAAAAAAAACACAAAAAAAAAAAAAAAAAAGCAAGCUUCACGCGAGGAGGAAAUUGAAUCAGACAAAUUAUCCCCACAGAAGAGGAGAACAAGAGUGGCUGACUCUCUGCUUCCAUCCGUGUUUCCUCCGGGCCCGACAGGAGUCUCAUAGAGCCCCCAUCUCUCUUCUCCCUCCCCUCCCCCUCCCCUCUCCUCCACCCCUUCCCCCGGUAACAAGCCAUGUCUGGACACACUGUGACCAUACCGGACGACCGGGCGUUUGCCAGCUUCAAGGCGGAAUGUCUGUGCGAGGAAGGCUGGAGCAUGAACCACAACAAGGGGGGCAUCACUGUGUGGACCCAGAGUCUGGAGGAGGGGAAGUCCAUCCACAAAAUUAAGUGUCGGAUGGUGUGUAAGGACGUGUCAGCUGAGAUCAUGUAUGACGUUCUCCAUGACAUUGAAUACAGAAGGAAAUGGGACACAAACGUCAUUGAGACCUUCGACAUCGGGAAACUAACAGUCAACGCGGAUGUUGGUUACUACUCCUGGAAGUGUCCAAGUCCUCUUCGGAACCGCGAUGUCAUCACGCUUCGCUCCUGGCUGCCGAUGGGGAAGGAUUACAUCAUCAUGAACUAUUCUGUCAAACAUGCCAAAUACCCUCCUAAAAAGGACAAGGUGCGAGCUGUGUCCCUUCAGACUGGCUACCUGAUCCAGAGCCAGGGACCAACCAACCACUGUACUCUCACUUACAUGGCCCAGGUAGAUCCACGAGGUUCGUUACCCAAGUGGGUUGUCAACAAGUCUUCCCACUUCCUUGCUCCCCGUGCGAUGAAGAAGAUCAACAAAGCCUGUUUGAAGUAUUCAGAGUGGAAGCAGAGACACAACCCUGGCUUCAAGCCCUGGCUCUUCCCCGAACAGACUACAUUACCCAACAUCCCGCUCUCUGAGCUUAGCAUCCAGCACGCCGAGAGCCUGGAGAAUAUUGAUGAAAGCUCCCUGGCUGAGACCCAGGAGAGAGAAGACAGCGACUAACGCAUACUCACUUACACACAACAGUCAUGUAUUCAUACACGCACACACACACACACACACACACACACACACACACACACACACACACACAGUAAUGCAGGGUUACAUGCAUGCCUGAUACACAUCCACAAUUACAUGUGUGUAUGUAUAUAUAUAUAUAUAUAUAUAUAUAUAUAUAUAUAUAUAUAUGUAUAUAUAUGUAUAUAUAUGUAUGUAUAUAUAUAUAUGUAUAUAUAUGUGAUUUUAUAUGUAAGUAUGUUUGUAUGCAAAUGCUGUUGCAUAUGCAGGCAUACUUACAUGCACAUAUAUAUAACCAUUCAUGCACAUAUACAAACUCAUACUUGACCAACUCCAUCUUAUACUUACAUACAUAAUGUAUGACCUCAUACAUGCAACAUAGAUGCACUCACAGAUACACACCCACACACUCACAAAGGGGCUCUGAAACUACUUGCUAAUGUGAUUUUUUCAUGCACCUUCAAGGGAUAUCAAAGUUUUCUAAUCAGGACCUAUGCAGGUUAUCAUAGCAAAAUAUAUUUUCAGUAAGAUUUACUGUUCAAAUGUGUACAGACUAACCUGAAAGUGGACAACUAGCUCUCAUUCAAAAUAUGAACAGUGGAUUUCAGAGAUAUACUCUUUAAUCUGUUAUGUAUACGCUCUAUCUAGUAGGAAACCAUCUCAGUGCACCCCCCUAAUGGUCAUGUGUACAGCAAGUACACAUAUGGAGACACAUCAUUCAUUUAAACUACAUUAAUGCACUCAGACAUGUAUACACACCCUAAGUGUCUUUCUCCCCAUGUUGUCUCUCUGUCACUCAUUAUGUGUCUCCGUCACAUUUUGAAAGCACAUAUUAAAUAUGCAGGUGUGCAGAAGGCAGCUGGAACCCCCCCCGACCUGCAACCCUUUUCAUACACACACAAACACGCAUACAGAUUUCACACACAUACUGUCCGCUACUCUAAUUUAGAGAUGUAUGAAUGUAUGUAGAGUUUGAAAAUUAAAAAAAAAACAUAUUCCUACUAAGGUUUUCAA
Molecule: messenger RNA, 2604 nt
Organism: Anoplopoma fimbria (sablefish)
Lineage: Eukaryota; Metazoa; Chordata; Actinopteri; Perciformes; Anoplopomatidae
Gene: stard10
Product: StAR-related lipid transfer (START) domain containing 10
Exons: 6
Coding region: 781-1572 (263 amino acids)
Molecular function (GO): lipid binding
Source: RefSeq, a predicted model, not a curated record